GCCAGUUCCAAUAUGAACCCUUUGACGUGCACUGCUUCCCUGUCCCCUCCCCCCUAUUGACCCUUACAGCUCCCUCUUCCUUCUUUCCAUCCUCUUCUUCCCAUAAACUGAUCACAUCCCUCCGCUUUCUCCAUCCCCUCGCAUCCUCCCUCUCCCUUCCACGCCAACACCGCCACUGCUGUCUGCACUGCUGACCCUGUCUGAUCCCUCCCUCCUCCGCCUCCUUCUCCUUCUGCUGGCCACAUUCCUCUUCUUUCUCUCUUUCUCUUUCUCUCUCUCGCCAUUGUUAUAAAGCACCCACCGACAGCAACUACGCCGUCGCCACCAAAAUCCCACCACCAACACAAACACAAACAUAAACACGGCUUUGCCAUGUCAAGCUCACAGGCAUCGAGUCAGGCCGCCAAUGCUACAGCCAUGGCCAAGAAGACCAUCUCCAAAGAAGAAUGGAGCGCCCAACUGGCAGAGAUCCACGUCGACCGUGAGGACUUGAACAAGUUGAUCAUGAACUAUCUAAUCAUUGAGGGUUACAAGGAUGCAGCGGAAAAGUUCAGUCAGGAAAGCGGAGCGAAACCACCUGUGAAUCUCGAGUCGAUCCAAGAUCGUAUGGUCGUCCGCACGGCCAUCCAACGUGGCAAUAUUGAGGAGGCCAUCGAGCGAGUGAAUGAUCUCAAUCCAGAGAUUUUGGACACCAACCCCAAGCUGUUCUUCCAUCUGCAACAACAACGUCUGAUCGAAUUCAUCCGCGAGGGACAAAUCAUGGAGGCCCUCGAAUUUGCACAAGAAGAGCUGGCGCCACGUGGAGAGGAAAAUCCUGAGUUUUUGGCUGAGUUGGAGAGGACCAUGUCGUUGUUGGCGUUUGAGCUGAAUGGACCAUCACCCGUGAGUGAUCUGCUUACACCGGCACAGAGACAAAAGCUGGCCUCGGAGCUCAACUCGGCCUUGCUUCUCUCACAGUCGCAAGAGAAGGAUCCAAAGCUGCCUGCGCUGCUCAAGAUGUGCUGGUAUGCGCAGCAGCAGUUGGAUGAGCGGUGCACGUACCCGAAGAUCAAAGAUUUUACAAAGGCCGAGCUUGUCAUGGAACCCAUGGGCAGUGGUCCGAUUGGUGGUGGAAGCGGCUCUGGCACCGUUGCUGGUGUAUAAUCGUGGGAAUUCCAAUCAGCUCACUCCUUAGACCUGUAUUCCUUGUCGCUGCCCUGCUUUUGCUAUUGCUAUUGCCACUACUACUACUACUACUACUGCCUUCUGUUCCCAGUGUUUGUUCAUUCCUGUUCUUGUAAAUAAAUCGCUGUAAU
This is a messenger RNA of Gamsiella multidivaricata, 1295 nucleotides long. Its product is annotated as CTLH/CRA C-terminal to lish motif domain-containing protein. NCBI's taxonomy places the organism in Eukaryota, Fungi, Mortierellomycota, Mortierellomycetes, Mortierellales, Mortierellaceae. The coding region runs from base 373 to 1143 and encodes 256 amino acids. Gene Ontology annotation, cellular component: cytoplasm; nucleus. The record is from RefSeq and is a predicted model, not a curated record. Gene Ontology annotation, biological process: proteasome-mediated ubiquitin-dependent protein catabolic process. Gene Ontology annotation, molecular function: protein binding. The transcript is spliced from 6 exons.